Molecule: messenger RNA, 1237 nt
Organism: Stegostoma tigrinum
Lineage: Eukaryota; Metazoa; Chordata; Chondrichthyes; Orectolobiformes; Stegostomatidae
Product: phospholipase A2-like
Exons: 6
Coding region: 602-1237 (211 amino acids)
Biological process (GO): lipid catabolic process; arachidonate secretion; phospholipid metabolic process
Molecular function (GO): phospholipid binding; calcium ion binding
Source: RefSeq, a predicted model, not a curated record
UGGGAGGCCCGGUCACUAGGCAACAGCUCAGCUGCGCCCCAGCAGCAUCAGGACCAGCAAAAGGCCGUCACUCAGCCGCCACUAACUCCACCAAUAUUCUGAAUUCAGGAUAAAUUUAAAAUCCAGUACUCUGAAAGCCUCCAAAAUUGUUUUUCAAAUAGCUCCAAUAUCCUCACCUCUCCCUAACUCUGAAAUUUUCCCUCCAGCCCCACAAUCCUCAACCAGAUGACUGAGUUCAGCAUUGACUGAGAGUGAAACUUGUGCAGAGGACAAAGAUACUGCUGCCUUUUCUUACUUUUCUUUCUAUUUAUUACCUCCAUGGGAUGUGGACAUCACUGACCAGGCUGGUAUUUGUUGUCCAUCCCUAAGUGCCCUUGCACUGAGUGUGUUGCUGGGCCAUUUCAGAGGGAAGUGAAGAGUCAACCACAUCGUUAUGUGUACGGAGUAACAAGUAGACCAGAUAACAGAUAAGGAUGUCAUAUUUCCCUGACUACAGGACACUAGCCCUGGAGCGUGUCCAGCGGAGAUUCACACGGAUGAUCCCUGGAAUGGUGCUCUUGGAGAAAGUUUUCAGCCCAAUGCCAUUUGGCAGUUCCGUAAUAUGAUCAAGUGUGCUGUUCCGAACAGCCGUCCCGUAUUUGACUACAGCGAUUAUGGAUGUUACUGUGGAUUUGGAGGGACUGGAUCUCCUGUUGAUGAACUGGACAGAUGCUGUCAGAUCCAUGAUAACUGCUAUGGAACAGCCAGCAAGAUUAAGGAAUGCCGGCCAAUCUAUGACAAUCCCUACUUCAAAUUGUACAAAUACUCGUGUUCUAGCAGCACGAUCACUUGUGGCCCCGUUGCAAGUGCGAACAUUUCACCUCGUGCUAUAUGGCAGUUCAGGAAGAUGAUUAAAUGUGUGAUUCCAGACAGUUCUCCCAUUUUGGAUUACAACAAUUAUGGAUGUAACUGUGGAUUUGGUGGUUCUGGAAAAUAUGUUGAUGAAUUAGACAAGUGCUGCCUGAACCAUGAUAUCUGCUACAGAAAGACAAAAGCAGAGCACUGCAAAGGUUAUAUGAAUAACCCAUACAUUGAACUUUAUUCUUAUUCUUGCUCUGGGAAAGAAAUCACCUGCAGCAGCAAGAAUAAUCCCUGCGAAAGUGAUAUUUGUGACUGCGAUCGUACGGCAGCAAUCUGCUUUUCACAGUCUGAUUAUAACCCUGACCACAAAAAUCUGGACAAGGAACUCUACUGCUGA